Molecule: messenger RNA, 1596 nt
Organism: Penicillium argentinense
Lineage: Eukaryota; Fungi; Ascomycota; Eurotiomycetes; Eurotiales; Aspergillaceae
Product: putative sterol o-acyltransferase (APE2)
Exons: 6
Coding region: 1-1596 (531 amino acids)
Biological process (GO): ergosterol metabolic process
Cellular component (GO): endoplasmic reticulum membrane
Molecular function (GO): ergosterol O-acyltransferase activity
Source: RefSeq, a predicted model, not a curated record
AUGUCCAGCGCCGUCUCGCAAAAUGACACGACACAGCUACGGCCUCGCGCCGUUCCCCUUCAGUCCGAAAAGUCGGACGUGAGCCUCGCGCCGGUGGACAAGCUGGCCUUGGACAAUAGCGGCCGCUCAACCCCCGUCCCUGAAGAUGCGCCUCCGUCCGCGCACUCCAUCUCCACAGCCCGCAAGCAAGUCCGGGCUCGGAAUCGCCUGUUCUACACAAUCGACUAUGUGCCUCGAGUAUCCCAUUUCGAUCCCGACAGCGACUACCACAACUUCCGCGGCUUCUUUGUGCUGUUCUGGAUCAGCUUGUUUAUCAUGGUCAUGACGACCGUGCUGCGCAACGUCAAGGAUACCGGGUACCCGCUGCGGGUGCGGGUUUGGAGCCUGCUGUCCACCAACGUGGUCGAGCUAGGACUCAGCGAUCUUGCAAUGGUGGUUACCUCGGCGCUUGUUCUGCCUCUCCAGAAGCUUUACCGCAGCGGUCCGAAAUGGCUGCACUGGUCACGCGGGGGUAUGAUGAUUCAAUGUGUUGGUGAAAUGCUCUGGCUCGCGCUAUGGAUCAAUUGGCCGUUCAUGCGCCUAUGGACCUGGACCGCACAGGUCUUCUUCACCCUCCAUACUUUGACCAUCUUGAUGAAACUACACUCCUACGCCUUCUACAACGGCCACCUAAGCGAAACAGAAACCCGCCUCAACGCCCUCGACAAAGGCACCAUCCCGCCCACCUCCCAAACUGCCAUCCACUACCCGGAGCCAAACAGACGCCGGCCGUCCAUGAAGCUCCACCCCGACGAAUCCCACCCAGACGAACCACUCCUCCGUCUGCGCGAGGACCUAGCGACAGAACUAACCUCGCCGCUAGGCAACAUCUCGUACCCGCAGAACCUUACAUCAGGAAACUAUGUAGAUUUCCUCUUCUGUCCAACCCUGUGCUACGAACUGGAGUACCCCCGCCGCCAGGAGCGCCGCUGGGCUGAAAUUUGGUGGAAGACCAUGGCCGUCUUCGGGUGCAUUUUCCUCCUAACGCUUACAAGCGAGGAAUUCAUCCUCCCCGUCCUCACGGAGGCGAAUGUUCAACUCCAGGCUUUCGAUAGCACCGUCGAUAAAGCGCUCAUCCUCGCUGAGACGAUUAGCAUGCUCCUCUUUCCCUUCAUGCUGACGUUCCUCCUGGUUUUCCUGGUCAUCUUCGAGUACGUGCUUGGUGCAUUUGCCGAGUUGACCCGGUUCGCGGAUCGACAUUUUUACUCUGACUGGUGGAACUCUUGCGAUUGGCUCGAAUUCUCCCGCGAAUGGAACGUCCCCGUCCACCACUUCCUCUUCCGCCAUGUCUACUUUCCGUCUCGAUCCCGCUUCUCCCAGCCCGUCGCAAUGCUCAUCACAUUCUUGGUCAGCGCCGUCUUCCACGAGCUUGUCAUGAGCUGUAUCACGAAGAAGCUGCGUGGGUAUGGGUUCGUGGCUAUGAUGCUUCAGCUGCCGAUUGUUGCGGUCCAGAAGUCUCCUUUCUUCAAGGGGCGGACGACUCUUAACAAUGUCUUCUUUUGGUUCUCGAUGAUUUCGGGGUUGUCUGUGAUGUGCGUUUUUUACGUCCUCGUUUGA